AGACCGCCCGACACCACCGAGGGUCGCGUCUCUCUCACCCACGUGUCGCUGUCCUUGUGUUUUUAUCUGUGAAUUUAACUUUUCGAGUUUAAGAUGGACCAGACUAGGAAAUCAAGACCUCCCAACCCUAGGGAUACUGCAGGGACUGUGUCCAAAAUGGUAUUCUGGUGGCUGCUUCCUCUGAUGAAGACGGGGCAUUCGCGGCCACUGGACACGGGUGAUUUGUACUGCGUUCAGCCCCAAGAUGCUUCGCAAGGUUUGGGAGAUCGCCUUCAGAGAAAAUGGGACGAGGAGUUGUCCAGGAGUAAAACAAACGGAAAGAAGCCCAGCUAUUUGAGGUCCUUAGUCCAUUGCUUCGGCUGGGAGUACGCGCGGGUGGGCCUCCUCGCCGCCUUCGAGGAGUGCGUUCUGAGAAUUGGCCAGCCACUCUGCCUAGGAGGCCUGAUCCGCUAUUUCAAUGGGGAGCCAGGAUACACAACGGUGGAUGGAUGGCUGUUCGCAACUGGAGUGGUGAUGGGAUCUUUGCUUUACAUAUUCUCACAUCACCCCUUCUUUUGGGGUAUUCAACAUAGUGGCAUGCAGAUUAGGGUAGCAAGCUGUGCCUUAAUAUACAGAAAGGCAUUACGCCUAAGCAAGGCUGCACUGGGAAAGACCACAAUUGGGCAGAUGGUGAACUUGUUGUCUAAUGACGUCAACCGAUUUGAUACAAGUGUCAUCUUCAUCCAUUAUCUUUGGAUUGGUCCUCUUCAGACAGCUAUUGUAUUGGCAAUCUUGUGGCAAGAGUUAGGACCUUCUUGCUUAGCAGGAAUUAUGCUCUUGAUUCUCUUUGUGCCUCUUCAAAGUUGGAUGGGUAAAGUCUUCUCCAAGCUGAGAUUAGCUACAGCACAUCGCACAGAUGAGCGUGUAAGGAUUAUGAAUGAAAUCAUCAAUGCUAUGAGAGUUAUAAAGAUGUAUACUUGGGAAAAGCCUUUUACAGCAUUAGCUGAACAAGCAAGAAAGUCUGAGAUUGAUGUGAUCAUGAAGACGAAUUAUUAUAGAGCUGUCAAUAUGUCUCUCUUUUUCACUUCAUCCAAAGUUAUUGUAUUUUUAGCAUUGUUGACAUACAUUCUGACAGGCAAUGCAUUGACAGCUGAAAAGGUCUUUGUCACCAGUUCUUUGAUCAACAAUGUCAGACUUGUUAUGACAUUGUUCUUCCCAUUUGGUAUUGCUAUGGGAGCAGAGACCAAAAUAUCAUGCAAAAGAAUUCAGGAAUUCCUGGAAAUGGAAGAGAGGGAAGAUACCAGCAGUGUCCAGAAAUCCAACCUAAGGCCAAAACUGAAGGAUUGUGGAAUAACAAUAAAUGGAGUGACAGCCAAAUGGAGUGAUGCAACAGAAGAGAACACCCUGAACAACAUCACAUGUUCUGUCAAAGCUGGAGAACUACUGGCUGUCAUAGGCCCUGUUGGCUCAGGAAAGGGUUCACUUCUUCAUGCAAUUCUUGGGGAGUUACCUGCAAAGUCUGGCUCAAUAUCUGUCCGUGGCAAGGUGGCAUAUGCAUCUCAAGAGCCAUGGGUGUUUUCAGGGACAGUGAAGCAAAAUAUUCUCUUUGGACAACCUUAUAAUGAAAAGAAGUACAAUGAAGUUAUCAAAGUGUGUGCAUUAGAGCGAGAUUUGGAACUACUGCCAAUGAAAGACAUGACAAUGGUUGGUGAGCGUGGUGUUUCACUCAGUGGAGGUCAGAAAGCAAGAGUUAAUCUUGCCAGAGCAGUUUAUUACGAUGCAGACAUCUACCUUCUGGACGACCCACUUAGUGCUGUUGACACUCAUGUCGGACGCCACCUGUUUGACCAGUGUAUAAUGGGCCAUCUAAAGCACAAAGUUCGGAUCCUGGUGACACACCAGCUACAAUACCUUAAAGAAGCAAAUGAAAUCUUAGUUCUGAGAGAGGGUCAUCCUGAAGCAAUUGGAAACUAUCAUCAGUUGGUCAACAGUGGAAUAGACUUCGCCUCACUUCUAGCAGAAGGUCAUGAGGAAGAAAAACCAAUAUCCCCUUCAAGGCAACCAAGCACAAAAAGUGCCAAGAAGAAUGGCUUUAUUCCAACAGGAAAGUUUAUGCAAGAGGCCGAGAAAUUUGGAUCCUCAUUAUCUCUCACAAGGAGAGGGCGUGUCCGCAAUGACUCCGUUGCCUCUGUACACGACUCUGUUGAGGCUGAUAACAUCUUAACCAUUUCUGGGGCUCAUUUGGCAGGAUCAAGCGUGUCACUUGAUGAAGAAGUUAAUGAUACACCUACUAAAGUAUCAAAGAAACUGAAAGACAUGGAUGAUGGUGCAGACAAAGACGGGGCAGAAGAGGCCCAGGAUGGUGCCGAGGUGAGGUCAGUUGGCUCAGUCAAAGCUAGCAUAUACCUUCAGUACUUCCUGGCUGGGGGUGGCUGGUUUCUGCUGAUUGUGCUCUUCUUGGCCAAUGUCCUCACGCAAGUCCUCUUUUCUGGGACAGAUUACUGGCUUUCUUACUGGGCAAAUGGUGAACAAAUCCGUGCAAGGUUACUACUCGAGGCCAGUGAAAAUAUGACCUUAGCAGUUAAUGGGUCCGCUAUUUCCUAUCAAGAUGCACCAGUUCCAAAGGGCUACCUUGACACAAUCACUAAUGUUUAUGUGUAUGCUGGUCUGACUGCUGGGUUGUUCGUGCUCUCACUGGGACGCACUGUGAUGUUCUUUGUGAUGUGUAUGACAUCCUCAAGAAAUCUACACAACAGAAUGUUUCAGUCUGUAAUUCGAGUCCCAAUAAAAUUUUUUGACACACACCCAGUUGGUCAGAUCCUUAACAGAUUUACAAAGGACCUUGGACAGGUUGAUGAACUGCUCCCUAUCACAGUGUUCGAUGUGGUGACUAUUCUCUUGAACUUCCUUGGUAUCAUUGCUGUGAUUGCCUCCAUCAAUAUCUGGGUCCUAAUCCCCACCCUGGGCCUUGGAGUCGUCUUCGUGUUCCUACGACGCUUCUACCUCAGCACUGCCCGUGAUGUCAAGCGACUAGAGGGAAUCACUCGAAGCCCUGUAUUCUCACACCUGAGUGCCUCUCUUCAAGGCUUGACCACAAUACGUGCUUUUGAAGCCCAACAGAUAUUCAUGGAUGAUUUUGAUACGCAUCAGGAUCUACAUUCAUCUGCUUGGUUCCUCUUCUUGUGCACUACUCGUUGGUUUGGAAUUUGUUUGGACUGGAUCUCUUGUAUUUACAUUGCCAUUGUGACAUACAGCUUCAUGGGUAUGCAAGACUCCCUUGGAGGAGACAUUGGUCUGGCCAUCUCCUCUGCUAUGAUGCUCAGUGGGAUGUUUCAGUGGGGUGUCAGACAAUCAGCUGAAGUGGAGAAUCAGAUGACCUCAGUGGAACGUGUUCUGGAGUAUUCAAAACUGGAACCAGAAGCUGCACUAGAAACUGACCAAGAUAAAACUCCUAAGGCUGGUUGGCCUGAAAAGGGAGAAAUUAGGUUCGAGGAUGUUUCACUUCAGUACAAUCCUAAUGAUGCACCAGUGCUGAAAAAUCUCAACUUCUGCAUUAAGGCCAAUGAAAAGAUUGGCAUUGUUGGUAGAACAGGAGCAGGAAAAUCAUCCAUGUUAACAUCCCUGUUUCGUUUAACUGAACCAGUUGGUGUUAUUUACAUUGAUAACAUUGCUGUUAAAGAGUUGGGCUUACAUGAUGUACGAGGAAAUAUCUCCAUCAUCCCACAAGAUCCAACUCUGUUCUCCGGAACCAUGAGGAGAAAUCUGGAUCCCUUUGACCAAUAUGAGGAUGAGGAUUUGUGGAGAGCGCUAGAGGAGGUGCAGCUAAAGGAUGCAGUGUCUGAUCUCGAAGGAGGUCUAGAGGCUGUAAUGUCAGAAGGAGGUAGUAACCUUAGCGUAGGACAACGACAGUUAGUUUGCUUGGCAAGGGCUAUCCUUAGGCACAACAGGAUUCUUGUGCUGGAUGAAGCUACUGCCAAUGUAGACCCAAGAACUGAUGGGCUCAUCCAGCAGACUAUACGCUCAAAAUUCAGAAAUUGCACUGUGCUCACUAUAGCACAUCGACUCCACACCAUCAUGGACAGUGACCGAGUCAUGGUGUUAGAGGCGGGCAGGCUUGAGGAGUUUGACGAGCCAUAUAUUCUCUUACGAAACCCCAAUUCUAUGUUUACAAAAUUGGUGGAGCAAACGGGCAAGGCUGCAACAGACCAGUUGCGAUUGAUUGCAGGAAGGGCCUAUCAAGCAAAACAUGGUCAGGUGGCAAAUUUGUCAGUAGAAGAAGAAAGCACAAGUGAGACAACACAAUCAACCUCCUCAAAAGACAGUCAACCUCAACAUGAGAAGAAUGAAGACCAGACCUUACAAAGGCCAGGCAAUCAAGAUGACGUUCCUUCAGAAGCUGGCCAAGAUGAUAAGCCAGCCUCUUAAGAAUUUCAUGUUCAAAUAAAUCAAUAUCAGGGUUAUAUAAGUGAGAUGCUAUAUACAUUUCUGUGGUCGAAUAUUAGUAUGUUUAUAGUUGGCUUGCACUUAUAUUCAGUGGUCAGACUAAUAACACAUGUGCAGUGCUUAUACUUAUCUGUUAAAGUAUGAAUACAUCUCUGACUGGCUGUUUGAUGUAAAUAUUAUUUUCUUUUAUCUAGCAAUUUUAUGAUCCAUGAGUUUGAUUAGCUCUUUGAUAUACUGUUGUAUGAAAAAAAUAUUAUGGUUGUGAAAUUUCUAUUUAUGUUUUGCAAAGAGUUCUGUUGUAAAGAUCAUGCAGUAAGAUAAUUGAAAACAAAUUAUUUUCUAUUGUUUAAAAAACAUAUUGAAAUGCUGUAAAGCUACAAACACAAAGAAGGAAGAAACAUAUUUAAUAAUUAGAAUUUGGUAAUAGUUCUUAGCAUGUUUUAUUACACUACAUGUCAUUUCAUAGGGUAGAUGUAAAAUUACAAUGUAUCUUCAGAAAAGUAAUUUUUUUCAUGAACACAUUAUUUUGUUAUAAAAAUAGUGAUUUUACCUUUUAUUCAGGUAGAAUAGAAAUUUUACCAUUUUUCUCAACAACUAAGAUUGCCUUAGUUAAUAUGACCACAAGUAAAGUAUGAUUAGUUCAUUAUUUUGAGACAGCUAAUAGUAAUACUCUCGCCUGAUAAAUGGAUGUUGUUUUGUUUUUAAAAAGUAAUUCUCAUA
Penaeus monodon (black tiger shrimp) is the source of this 5142-nucleotide messenger RNA. RefSeq names its product multidrug resistance-associated protein 4-like. The coding region runs from base 94 to 4404 and encodes 1436 amino acids. NCBI's taxonomy places the organism in Eukaryota, Metazoa, Arthropoda, Malacostraca, Decapoda, Penaeidae. The transcript is spliced from 30 exons. The record is from RefSeq and is a predicted model, not a curated record. Gene Ontology annotation, biological process: transmembrane transport; monoatomic ion transport. Gene Ontology annotation, molecular function: ATP hydrolysis activity; chloride channel activity; ATP binding. Gene Ontology annotation, cellular component: membrane.